This is a messenger RNA of Tetranychus urticae (two-spotted spider mite), 732 nucleotides long. The record is from RefSeq and is a predicted model, not a curated record. Lineage: Eukaryota; Metazoa; Arthropoda; Arachnida; Trombidiformes; Tetranychidae.
AUGAUCGACAUUUCAUCAAUGAAUGGCUACCUUGUUGCCACUUUAGGUUUAAUUUCAAUCUUGCAAAUGAUUAUUCAAGCUCGUUGGUUUGAUUCUCCACCCUUCUUAACCUUACCUCAUGUUGAUGAAAUUGUUUUGCCUCAAUUCAAGCGAUUUCUUUCCUUACAUUUGCCUGAAUUAAUAUCAAUUGUUGAUAGUAAAGGAUUUGCAUUUUUAACAAGACAUCUGGACAAUAUGUUAGAUGUAAAACAAAUUAGAGAUAUUUAUCAAACAAUCAAUGGAUUACCAUUGAUAAACUUAAAGGUGACCAUUAAGAGAGCUGACGAUGAAAGUCGUGCCGUUGAUGUUGACCUCGAUUUACCUGAUACCUCAAUUAAAGCACGUCAUUAUAUUGAAUUGGAAGCUGAUACUGAUUAUUUGAUAAAUUUCAUGGUUUCACGACCCCCAAGACCUGAAGCUAAACCUAGGAAACAUGUUUUUGCGCCGAAAUAUGCCAAAGCUAAAGAUGAAAAUUGGAUAUUUAUUAUUGGUGAUUCUAAUACUCGAGAGUUGAUUGCUCUUAAGCGCUCUGGUUUCAUUGGAAAUAAACCAAUGACUAUAAGUUUGAUUAUACGUACACCAACACAAUACGGUCGAUUCAUUUAUUCACUCUAUCUACUGAGCGAUGCUCUGAUUGGAUUGGACCAACAAUACGAUUUAGGAAUAGAUAUUGUUUCUAAAUCGGGACCAUGA